Hordeum vulgare subsp. vulgare (domesticated barley) is the source of this 1785-nucleotide messenger RNA. RefSeq names its product E3 ubiquitin-protein ligase ATL6-like. The record is from RefSeq and is a predicted model, not a curated record. The transcript has a single exon. Lineage: Eukaryota; Viridiplantae; Streptophyta; Magnoliopsida; Poales; Poaceae. The coding region runs from base 378 to 1532 and encodes 384 amino acids.
AAAGUUCCACUCCCUCCGUAAACUAAUAUAAAAACGUUUAGAUCAUUAGUUUACGGAGGGAGUACUACUCAAAGCAAAGCUCGUAAGAGGCAGCAACACUCAAAACCAGCACUCCAUUUGCUAGGUGCAGCAAUGGAUUUGCAGUGGACCAAGCAAUUCCGCAGCUUUCCCGCUCCACACACACCUACAACAACAUCUACUUCUCCUUCAAAAAAAAAACGGCCGUCAUCCACCUCUGCCUUCUCACGUAUAUAAACGCGCACCGUUGGCGGACCUCCCAAUUCACAGCUCUCCAAUCGUCCGGCCUAUAAACCGUUCAGCUCCCCUGCGCUCGAUCAUCAGCCCUGCUCAACAGAGGUAGUAGUAGGAGUAGCUCGAUGGGACCGGCACCUGGCCGCCUCUGGCUCCUCUUCCUCCUGGCGCUCGCCGUCGCCGAGCUCGGGGCGGCGCAGCAGAACCCGCCUCCGCCGGGCGGGCAGUACUACACGACCAACUUCAGCCCGUCCAUGGCCAUCGUCAUCGUGGUCCUCAUCGCCGCCUUCUUCUUCCUCGGCUUCUUCUCCGUCUACGUCCGCCACUGCUAUGGCGACAACACCUACGCGGCCACCACGCUCCCGAUCGGCGCCGCGGCGGCGCGCUCGCGGCGGCAGCAGCGCGGGCUCGACCCGGCCGUCCUCGAGACCUUCCCGACCAUGGCGUACGCCGACGUGAAGGAGCACAAGGCCGUCAAGGGCGCGCUGGAGUGCGCCGUCUGCAUCAGCGAGUUCGACGACGACGACACGCUCCGCCUCCUGCCCAAGUGCUCCCACGUCUUCCACCCGGACUGCAUCGACACCUGGCUCGCGUCCCACGUCACCUGCCCGGUCUGCCGCGCCAACCUCGUCCCCGGCGACGACGCCGACGCUCCGGCCGCCGGCGAUGCCGCGCCGGCCGAGCCGUCGAGCGUCCACCCCGCCCCGCAGCCGCAGGAACCAGCGUCUGAAACGGAGGCGGCGCACGCCGUCGUCAUCGACGUGGAGGAGAGCGAGGACGAGAGGAUCAUACGGGAGGAGACCGACGAGCUGACGCGCAUCGGCAGCCUGAAGCGCGCGCUGCGGUCCAAGUCCAGCCGCGGGCCAGCGCGCUUCCCGCGCUCGCACUCGACAGGGCACUCGCUCGCCGCACGAGCCGGCACCGGCGCCGAGAGGUUCACGCUGCGGCUGCCCGAGAGCGUGCUCCGGGAGGUCGUCGCGGCCGGCAAGCUCCGGCGGACGCAGAGCCUCGUCGCGUUCACGGCCGGCCGCCAGGGCAGCACGCGCCGUGCGCUCCGACUGGGCGGCGACGGCAGCAGCCGCAGAGGGAGGAGCGUGCGGCUGGGCCAGUCCGGCCGGUGGCCGUCGUUCCUGUCGCGGACCUUCUCCGCGGCGUGGGGGUCGAGGUCGACACGGAGGGCCGAGUCCGACGGGUCGAGCAAGGGCGGGAAGCCGGCCGGCGCCGGCGGCAAGUCAGUGGAGUGCAACGACCAGGCGUGCGCGGCUGGACAACGUGUUUAGUUUGACCGGGCCGUCCGCCGUGGUCAAACUGCGCGUGCUUGCGUGCCGCUUGCUGGGAAAUGAAACGGUUGUUGCUUUCCGUUUGUCCCGGUGGAAUUUCUCUGCUUGGUGGGAAUUUUUUUGUAGGAUCAUUGUUUUUUUUUUAUCAUCAUUUUUUCUUUUCUUCAAAAAACAUGUACAUAAAAUGGUGUUUGGUUAAAGUUAGAUAUUGUUCACGCACCAAAGAAGAUAUUAAAGGAGAUAUUCGUGUCAA